Caenorhabditis briggsae is the source of this 774-nucleotide messenger RNA. Bases 1 to 774 code for a protein of 257 amino acids. The record is from RefSeq and is a predicted model, not a curated record. The transcript is spliced from 3 exons. NCBI's taxonomy places the organism in Eukaryota, Metazoa, Nematoda, Chromadorea, Rhabditida, Rhabditidae.
AUGAAUUCCCUCGUAUUUCCGAUUAUCUGCAUUCUUCUAUUUCGCAACUCCUUAGCUACAUUCGACGACGAUUUACAAACUAUAUUGGAUUUCUACGAUCCCAAAGGCACAAAAUGUGUAUUCAAUCAAAGUGAAAUAACAUCUAAAACUAUAGAUUUCUUUCCAAAAUGCCAAAAAGUGUAUGGUUUGAUUAUAAUCAAUUCCAAUACGGAUUUUUCACUGGCUCAAUUGUCAAAAGUCUUUGAAAAUAUGACCGCCUUAUAUGGUGGAAUCAAAGUGGAGAACUCCAAUCUUACGAGUUUAUCCUUUUUAACUGUAUUCAUGUUCACCAAAUUUGAUCUGUAUUGUGAGACAUAUGGAGUAUUCAUUGAAAAUAAUCGAUAUUUAAACGAUGCUCAGCAGCUAAAGAGUAUAAAUCAGAUAGCGGGUGAAGCAACAAAAGAAUGCAAGUUUCGAGUUGAGAAUAACCCUAAAUUGAAUAUGGAGGAUGUAUGUCGUUAUUAUGGUCUAGCAAGUACAACUGUUCUAGAAGCAAGUGGGAAUAAGAAAGAAUGUGGUAUCACUUUUUUUCCCAAUAACCAUUUACAGUAUAACAGAAGUUCAGGCUGCCAAGGAAACCAGAUAAAUACGACGUCAAUCUCCGAAUUCAAAAAAUGCACAACUACUUAUAACGGAUUACAGUUUUCGAAUAUUUCGGAUGUUUCAUCUCAUUUAUCGAAGAUUGAUUUUAUAAAUGGACCCAUAAACAUUCAGAAUUCCGAUAUUCAGAAUUGA